GCAGGAGCUUCUUCGACCCGUGCAGAGCGGUUUGCAAAUUACUUCGCUCAUGUGACAAGAAGCCUGCACAACUGGCAGAGAUGGUUACCAUUGCUAACUACAAGAUCUCCAACACCUUGGGUGUGGGCACCUUUGGCAAGGUGAAGAUGGCUGAGCACACGUUGACUGGCCAGAAGGUGGCGAUCAAAAUCAUUAACAAGAGAAAGAUGGAGCACAUGAACAUGCACGAGAAGAUCAGGAGAGAGAUCCAGAUCUUGCAGUUUCUCAAGCAUCCCCAUGUGAUCCGCUUGUACGAGUUGCUUGACACGCCCAGCGACAUCUUCAUGGUGAUGGAAUAUGUCCAGGGUGGUGAGCUUUUCGAUCACAUCGUUCACAAGCUGAAGCUGCAGGAAGAUGAAGCGAGAAGGUUCUUCCAGCAGAUCCUAUCAGGAGUUGAGUACUGCCACCAAUGCAUGGUGACGCACAGAGAUCUCAAACCUGAGAAUCUUCUCUUGGAUUCAAACUUGCACGUGAAGAUUGCAGACUUUGGUCUGUCCAACACGAUGCGUGAUGGCGAAUUUUUGAAGACCUCUUGUGGUUCACCAAACUAUGCCUCUCCGGAGGUGGUGACUGGAAAGGCCUAUGUGGGACCAGAGGUUGACGUUUGGUCAGGCGGUGUGGUCCUGUACGCCCUCCUUUGCGGGUCGCUGCCCUUCGAUGAUGAGAACGUGCCGAACCUCUUCCGUAAGAUCAAGCACGGGAACUUCACCCUGCCAGGCCACCUCUCCAGCGAGGCAAAGGACCUCAUUGUCCAAAUGUUGGUGGUCGAUCCGACCAGGCGAAUUACCUUCUCACAAAUCCGGAGGCACAGCUGGUUUCUGAAGGAUUUGCCUGAGUACCUGGCCGUGCCUUUGAACCUUGUGGCUGAGAAGUUGGAGUACCAGAGUGAUAUCCUCGAGGAGCUGGAGGAUAUGGGCAUGAAGAUAGAGGACAAAGAGAAUCUAAAACCUGAAGAGAAGGUUGCUUACCACUUGUUGGCAGAUCGUGCCUCCAAGCAGAGCAGCUUCUCAAAUUUGAUGCGGAAGGAUCCUUGUACAGCAAACGCUUUCCGGAUGUUCGAUGAUGAGGAAGUCCUGAAUGUCUCUAAGAACUUUGACCAGGAGCGUGCUGCGCCGAUCUACAAAGCUGCGUCGGCAGACCGCUCUGGCAUGCUGGGCCAGGCUUCAAUGGCGCCAGAGUGCCCAUGGCGACUAGGUGUAGAGGCAGUGAUGGAGGCCUCGGUUUUGAUGACGGAAGUUCUUCUAAACCUAAGAGACCUUGGCUACGAGUGGCACAACGUCACACCCUGGCGUGUUCGAGCACGGCCACUUGUACAUCAGAUGGGCAUCAUGUUGACAGUCCAAGUCUACAAGUGCUCCUCUGGGAAGUACAUGGUAGAUGUACUUGUACCACAGGGGCCUUCAUUACCGGCCGUGCAAGCAGCACUUCAGUUCAUCCGACGGCUAUGUGAGCGAGAGGCUGUUGCCAGCAACAUUGUCAAUAGGCCGCAACCGGCUCGAGGUCGCUCCAGACAAGGUGGUGACGGCUAUCCGCAAGGCACAGGGCCCAUCGCCAGCCUGUAGCUAUGAGCAGGGCUGAGCCGAAGUACUUGGAUCAAGUGCUGAAUCACAGCGCUUUCAGAGGAUCUGAAGGAAAGCUAAAU
This is a messenger RNA of Durusdinium trenchii, 1681 nucleotides long. NCBI's taxonomy places the organism in Eukaryota, Dinophyceae, Suessiales, Symbiodiniaceae. The record is from the annotation of a GenBank genome assembly.